This is a messenger RNA of Ogataea parapolymorpha DL-1, 714 nucleotides long. Its product is annotated as 54S ribosomal protein L15, mitochondrial. Gene Ontology annotation, biological process: mitochondrial translation; RNA processing. The transcript has a single exon. Gene Ontology annotation, cellular component: mitochondrial large ribosomal subunit. Bases 1 to 714 code for a protein of 237 amino acids. NCBI's taxonomy places the organism in Eukaryota, Fungi, Ascomycota, Pichiomycetes, Pichiales, Pichiaceae. Gene Ontology annotation, molecular function: structural constituent of ribosome; ribonuclease III activity. The record is from RefSeq and is a predicted model, not a curated record.
AUGCACAGUAUAUCAGGAUCGUUACUGCGUCUGGGAGCCAGAAACCAGCGCCAGGUGUGUUUUAACGGAGCACAAGUGACAGCCAAGAGAAGCGUGGUAUUUGCCAAGGGCCCAAGAGUCAGAGGAGCCAUUCGGGACCCAGAAGACAUAUUCACGGUGAAGGGAAUCAAAUAUGGACUAACCGAAGAAAACGUGAAGCCAUUGAAGACAUUUUUGCAGUCCAAACUGCAAGGCAAGUACGAGCUGCCUGACAAAUUGCUUCUACAGAUAAUCACACACAAAUCUUUUGCACACGGUACGCAGCCGUAUAACGCAAGACUGUCCUAUUUUGGAAGAGAGCUGAUCCAGCUGAGCGCUGCCAAGUACGCCAUAACACGAAGCACAAACAACGAAUAUGCCAUAAAUAACCUGAACUUCGACUCGCUUGGAUCUUACACGCAGAGCCUGAUGAAAACGGACCGGCUGCUCAAGGAGUACGCGGUUGUCAACAACUUAGAUGCCGUUUUCUUUAGACGUCUGGCUCUGCCGUCUGGAAAAGAAGACGAUAAUUACAAACCAAAAGCAAUCUGGUCCACCUUGACUGCGUCAUUGGUUGGUGCCAUUGCCUCCCAGCACGGCAAAAAAGCGGCUGAGGAAUUCAUUGAGAAAGAGCUGUUUGGCGACGUUUUUAAACAGAUUCUUCCUGCGACCAAGCCGGCCUCUGAAUCGGCUUAG